AUGUCGGAUACUCUGGAGUUUCGGGGUGCAGGGCAGCCCAAUGGAGUUGAGAUAGUGAUUGCUCCAGCUGUUGAACAGCCAUCCAGCUUCGAUCUACUCCGUGACCGACUUCGCAAAUCCUUCAUUGACAUGAGGUCUCUGUUGGCCGCCAUCAGAGCACCUCUCCCCACGCAGACUGGGGAUGGGACUUAUCUUCCCAUCCCACCACCCAUCUCUACAGGCGAUGACUUGGAGGCCGUCCUGCGAGACAUCGGCGCUCUCGGACACAAAAACAUCGAGUCGCUGGCCGAUGUCGUCCGCCAUGCGAAGUUACAGCAACCUAUAAACGAUAAGCAGUACCUCAUGGAGUAUCUGAUCCGGGGCGCGGCAUGUCUAGAAAAGGACAUCGUUAGCAUGGGCAUCACAAAUUCGUUUCUGGAAACAUUGUGGUCAGACAUACAGCAUCCACCUCAGAUGCUUCUGGACGUCGACUUCUUCUUUCGUCAGCCUGACGGAAGCAAGAACAACUACGCGGUCCCGCAGAUAGGUGCUGCCGGGACGCCAUAUGCGAGAACAGUGACACCGCGGUACAUGAGAGCAGGUGCUCUGCCCGAUCCUGGCCUGGUGUUCGACGCUGUCAUGGGACGAAGAGCACCCGAGGAACAUCCAAAUAAGAUCUCAAGCAUGCUCUUCUAUCUCGCCUCCAUCAUCAUCCAUGAUUGCUUCAAGACGAAUCGGCACAACUACAACGUCUCUGAUAGCUCCUCAUACCUGGAUCUGGCACCGCUGUAUGGUAGCAAUUGGGAAGAGCAGAAGAAGAUGCGGACAUUCAGGAACGGCAGGAUCAAACCCGACUGCUUCUCAGAGACACGCCUGCUUACCUUUCCCCCGGGAGUCGGUGCCCUUCUCAUCAUGUUCAACCGCCAUCAUAACCACGUUGUCGAACAGCUCGCCUUGAUAAACGAAGACGGUCGAUUCACUGAUAAGGGUGCGAAGGUCGACCGAUAUGGACAGAAAGGGCUCGACAAAAGAGAUGACGACUUGUUCCAGACUGGACGAUUGGUGACAUGCGGGUUAUACGUCAACAUCAUUCUCAUCGACUACGUUCGCACCAUUCUCAAUCUCAAUCGCACCGAUGAAAAUUGGCAGCUCAACCCUCGAGUCGAUAUACCCGAUGGGCCUGCAUUUGGCACGGGCAACCAAGUGUCGUGCGAAUUCAACCUCGUAUAUCGAUGGCAUGCUUCGGUUUCUGCUAGAGACGAGAGGUGGACGGAGCAGCUCUACGACGAAAUGUUCAAGAGUGGAGAUGAGCCGAUCGAUCCCAGUCUGCCCAGCCCGCAAGACUUCCAUCGGAUCUUGCAAAAGAUGAAAGAGUUCGAGCAAGCCAUCCCUGCCGACCCUCCAACGAGACCUUGGCCAGCGCUGAAGUCGGACGUACUCAAACGAGACAAGAAUGGGAGAUACGACGACAACGAGCUUGCGGAGAUCUUGACCUCUGGCAUCGAAGACUGUGCCAAUGCCAUGGGACCGCGACGUGUGCCUAAAGUGAUGAAGUUCAUCGAAGUCCUCGGGAUCGUGCAGGCGAGGACGUGGAAAGUUGCUACGCUCAACGAGUUUCGCAGGCAUUUUGCCCUCGAGCCGCAUCGAACAUUCGAGUCUAUUACGAACGAUACAGAAGUCGCUCAGGCGCUGAAGUACCUUUACGACACGCCGGAUAACGUCGAGCUCUAUCCUGGGCUGGUCGUCGAAGAUGCGAAGAAGCCCAUGCUUCCUGGAUCCGGGCUCUGUCCGUCGUACACCGUCAGCCGUGCCGUACUCUCCGACGCCGUCGCACUCGUAAGAGGAGACCGGUACUACACCAUUUCAUAUUCGCCGAGCACAAUGACAAAUUGGGGCUACCAGGAAGCCUCCUCUGACCUGGCCAUCGACAACGGGUGCGUCUUCUACAAACUCUUUCUGCGCGCUCUACCCAAGAACUACGAUCCAGCCUCGAUCUACAUCCAUUACCCCUUGACCAUCCCGCAGGGUGAAAACGGCAUGAAGGAUAUUCUCGGAGCACUUGGCAAAGCGCACAAAUACAGCUUCCAGUACCCAACUCCUAUUGCCCAGCCGAGUGUGCUCUUCACAUACGAUGCAUGCAUCAAGGUGCUCGACAAUCCUCAGGCUUUCCGCGCCGCAUGGGGCAAGCCGAUGGAAUUCCUCAUGGGCAAGGCAGCGAAGAAUUUCAUGCUCGCCGGCGACGGUCCGAGGAAUGUCGCGUCUCGAAAUCUCAUGACACCGGCGAUGUACCUCGGAGCGGAUCCAUUCACAUCGUCCGCAUCAAAGGAACAUUGGUACACUGCUGUCAAGACCUUCUACGAAGACCUCACCAUCAAGCUGCUGAGCGAGAACUCCCACUCCAUCGCCGGAACCCGACAACUCGACAUCAUCCGGGACGUCGGCAAUCUGGCGCACGUCCAUUUCGCAGCAGAGAUGUUCUCGCUGCCUCUCAAGACUGCAGAUUUCCCGCACGGCAUCUUCACCGAGCAGGAGCUCUACCUCAUCCUGUCCGCCAUCUUCGUCGCCGUCUUCUUCGACGCCGAUCCCGUGCAGUCGUUCCCGCUUCGCCAAUCGGCGUACGAGGCUACGCAAUCUCUCGGCAAGAUCUUGGAGGUGCAAGUGGCCGCUAUCGCAGCAACGGGCCAGAUUGCCGAGGGAUUGAUCGAGUACGUCAAGCCGACUGCGAGACCUUUGAAGGGGUAUGGCGUGCACAUGAUCGCGCAGCUAUUCAAGCAAGACCACAGCAUCGACGACCUAGUCUGGGGCAACAUCAUGCCUACGUUAGGCGGAGUCGUAGCUCCGCAGGCAAUGCUAUUCGGCCAAAUCAUCGACUUUUACCUUUGCGGCGAAGGCGCAAAGUACAUGCCUGAAAUCCAGAGACUCGCUCUCGCCGACACGCCGGAAGCCGACGAUACACUCCUGCACUACGUGAUGGAGGGCAUCCGCCUCAACGGCGAAUCGGGCGCGAUGCGCCGCGUGGAGAAAGAAACGACAAUCGAGGACAAAACCGGCCUGCCACAUCUCCCGACUACACACCACUUCAAACCCGGCGACGAGGUCCUGCUCAACUUUAAAGCCGCCUCGCGCGACCCCAAAGCCUUCCCCAAACCAAACGACGUCGUCCUUACGCGACCCCUAGACUCGUACAUCACCUUCGGCCAUGGAACGCAUCGGUGUCUCGGACUGCCCAUGACGCAGUUGGCGCUGACGACCAUGUUCAAGACGGUGAUGAAGUUGCCUGGGUUGAAGCCUGCGAUCGUAUCUGUUGGCGGCGUGCCGCAGACGAGCAGGGUGAAGAAGGUUGCGAAGGAGUUUGGUUCUGUGGGAGGAGGAGGAGGGGUGGAGGUGCCGGAGAGUUGGAAGUAUUGUGCUUUCCUGACGGAGGAUUGGGAUGUGUAUUUCCCGUUUCCUACGAGUUUGAAGGUUACGUUUACAGACGAGUCGAGUGGUGCGUGA
Messenger RNA from Neohortaea acidophila, 3474 nucleotides. Its product is annotated as heme peroxidase. Gene Ontology annotation, biological process: response to oxidative stress. NCBI's taxonomy places the organism in Eukaryota, Fungi, Ascomycota, Dothideomycetes, Mycosphaerellales, Teratosphaeriaceae. The record is from RefSeq and is a predicted model, not a curated record. The transcript is spliced from 2 exons. The coding region runs from base 1 to 3474 and encodes 1157 amino acids. Gene Ontology annotation, molecular function: oxidoreductase activity, acting on paired donors, with incorporation or reduction of molecular oxygen; iron ion binding; peroxidase activity.